AUGUACGACGAGGUUGAGCUGGAUGAGGGCGGCGUCGGGAAAAUGCAGGCCGGCUUCAGCCGCACUUGGCAGAUCUGGAUGGACAAGGCUGCGCCGCACACCGCUCCGAGGUGGGCCGCGACGGUGUUCAUCAUGCUUGCCUACUGCCUCCGCGUGUACCUGAUCAACGGGUGGUAUAUCAUCACCUAUGGGCUGGGGAUCUAUGCGCUGAACCUGCUGAUUGGCUUCCUCUCGCCGGCGACGGACCCGGAGACGGAGGGACCCACGCUGCCGACGUCCAAGGACGACGAGUUCCGGCCCUUUGUGCGCAGGCUACCAGAGUUCAAGUUCUGGCGCGCCUUCUGCGUGGCCUUCUGCAUGACCUUCUUCAGCCUCUUCAACAUCCCCGUGUUUUGGCCCAUCCUCCUCAUGUACUUUUUCGCGCUCUUCUUCUUGACGAUGAAGCGGCAGAUCAAGCACAUGAUCAAAUACAAGUACGUGCCCUUCUCGUUUGGUAAGGCAAAGUACAAGGGCAAGGAGGGGGAGGGAGGCAGCCGAAGCGCAGAGUAG
Messenger RNA from Emiliania huxleyi CCMP1516, 549 nucleotides. RefSeq lists its product as hypothetical. Bases 1 to 549 code for a protein of 182 amino acids. Lineage: Eukaryota; Haptophyta; Isochrysidales; Noelaerhabdaceae. Gene Ontology annotation, biological process: retrograde vesicle-mediated transport, Golgi to endoplasmic reticulum; protein retention in ER lumen. The record is from RefSeq and is a predicted model, not a curated record. The transcript has 5 exons. Gene Ontology annotation, cellular component: Golgi membrane.